Messenger RNA from Lodderomyces orthopsilosis Co 90-125, 1692 nucleotides. RefSeq names its product Hgt13p (gene HGT13). The transcript has a single exon. The record is from RefSeq and is a predicted model, not a curated record. Gene Ontology annotation, cellular component: membrane. Gene Ontology annotation, molecular function: carbohydrate:proton symporter activity. Lineage: Eukaryota; Fungi; Ascomycota; Pichiomycetes; Serinales; Debaryomycetaceae. Gene Ontology annotation, biological process: carbohydrate transport; transmembrane transport. The coding region runs from base 1 to 1692 and encodes 563 amino acids.
AUGGACUCCGACGAAGUUAAAGCAACCGUUUCUGAGAGUGAGCAUUCUGAAAAGUCCAAACACAUUUUAAAUGUUGACUUGAACGACUGUGAGGAUCCCGACAGAAUACAUACGUUCAUGGGGUUGUCGGGACUCAAAUUGAAUUACGCAGUUUCAGUAUUUGCUGGUGUUGGAUUCUUGUUAUUUGGUUAUGAUCAAGGGGUUUAUGGAAGUUUACUAAGUCUUGAUUCAUUUGAGAAUACUUUCCCUUCAAUGAAAGCCAGUGUCAAUUCAACAUUGCAAGGUGCUGUUAUUGCUGUUUAUGAACUAGGAUGUGGAUUUGCUGCCUUGUCAACUGUUUAUCUUGGUGACAAGUUGGGUAGAAUUAAAUGUAUGUUCUUAGGUUGUGUAAUUGUUGUGAUUGGCGCUGCGUUGCAAGCUUCUGCAUUUACAGUUACUCAUUUGGCUAUAGCAAGGGUUUUCACUGGGUUUGGUACCGGCUAUUUGACUGCAACAGUGCCGGUUUGGUCAUCAGAAAUGAGUAAAGCGAAAUCAAGGGGUAAAUUGAUCAUGAUGGAAGGUAGUUUGAUCACAUUAGGUAUUACCAUUUCAUAUUGGGUUGAUUUUGGGUUCUAUUUCGUUGACAAGGGUGGUGAUCCUAAAGCUAUCUCAUGGAGGAUUCCUGUUGUGCUUCAAGCCAUAUUCCCAAUAUUUUUAAUCAUGUUUGUUUUUAAAUUCCCCGAGUCUCCACGUUGGUUAAUGGCAAAGGGAAGAGUCAGAGAAGCAAGAAUUGUUUUCAGUGCAUUGUACAAUGUUCCAGAAGGAGAUGAAAAGAUCACUGACCAAUUAACUGAAAUUCAAAGUGCCAUCGAAUUGGAGAAAUCCAGCGACGAGGGUUUUAGUCUCAAGGCAUUAACUAGUCAGGGGCCAACAAGAAACUUUCAUCGUUUGAGUUUGGCCUGUUGGUCACAAAUAAUGCAACAAAUAUCAGGGAUCAAUCUAAUCACAUAUUAUGCUGGAACAAUUUUCCAGAAUUACAUUCACAUGUCGCCGUUCAAUGCAAGAAUCUUGGCCGCUUGUAAUGGUACUGAGUACUUUUUAGCCUCAUUAUUUGGUAUAUUGUUCAUUGAAAGAGUUGGAAGGAGAAAAUUAUUAUUCUGGGGAGCUAUUGGCCAAUCACUUUCCAUGGUAGCUUUAACUGUGGCAGCAUGGAAAUCUCAGGUAGCACAUGACGCUCAGGGGGGAAACAGUACUCCACCUGGAAUCGCCGCUACAGUAUUCCUUUUUGUGUUUAAUUCAGUUUUCGGUGUAUCGUAUCUUGGUGCAACUUGGUUAUACCCCCCUGAAAUUUCAGCAUUGCAAUUGAGAGCUCCAACAGCAGCAUUAUCAACAGCAAGUAACUGGGCAUUCAAUUUCCUUAUUGUAAUGAUCACGCCAGUUUGUUUCGAAAAUAUCCAGUAUUACACGUAUACGAUAUUUGCUGUUAUCAAUGCCUUGAUGGCACCAGCAAUUUACUUCUUCUAUCCCGAAACUUCAGGUCGUACUUUGGAGGAAAUGGACUUUAUUUUCAAUCAAUGUCCUGUCAAAGAGCCAUGGAAAGUUGUUCAAAUUGAAAAGAAUACACCAAGAAGACGUCACGCGGAAAAUGAUUUGGAGAAACCAACCGUUGAGCACAUUGACAACGUGGAUUCAGAUGGUAUUCUUAGUAAGUGA